Messenger RNA from Hymenoscyphus albidus, 599 nucleotides. NCBI's taxonomy places the organism in Eukaryota, Fungi, Ascomycota, Leotiomycetes, Helotiales, Helotiaceae. The record is from the annotation of a GenBank genome assembly.
AUGCCUAGAUGCAUCGAUGAGAAACGUUGGGAUCAACCUGGUCAAGGUGCACCAAUAUUUGGGUCAAUGGCAGGGACGGCAGGGUUAAUAUUUGUUUCCAAAUUCCCAAAUAUGUUUCUCCCAACCGCCAAACAAUCGGAAGAUCCGCAACGCGGGGAGAUCGUAUCCAGCCCCGCUUGGCGAACCCACAAGGCUGGAAAUAGAAAUAGAAUCCAUCUCAAACCACCUGCAUUCAUCGAUCCGCAGUGUUCGCUAAGGCACUGUCGAUGGGUGGCCGAUGAGCGGAUGUUUGGAUUUGACGACUCCACCAGCAUGAACGCGUGUUUGGUGACAGGCAUACCGGUACCGGUACGUGUACGGGUAUACUUGUACGGGUAUACUUGUACGGUAUACUUGUACGGGUACAAGUAUAGGUUCACCGAAUUCCGAUGCAGCGGAACACUCCAAUUUUGCUCUACCAGUACUUCAAGGUGUCCACCUGUCAGAGUUCGGCUGAACUUUAUGGCUCUGGCUCUGGCUCUGGGCACUGCAAACUAAGAAAACGGGUCCAGGGUCUGAAACAUAGGGCUACACGUGACACCGCGAUAGCCCCGACGUGA